AUGGGGAUCAAAGAAAUCCGCACCGCUCUGAAAGUUGACCUGAGCAAGCCGGCUGGUGAGCAACCUGGCUUACAUAACCGAUGGCAUCCAGACAUCCCCGCCUGUAAUAAAAUCGCAAACAACGAGGUUGUCAAGAUCGAAUGUCUCGACUGGACGGGCGGUCAGAUCCAAAACAACGACAGCGCCGACGACAUCAAGAAUGUCGAUCUGACGCAGAUCCACUAUCUCUCGGGCCCGUUUGACAUCGAGUCUGCAGAGCCAGGAGACGUACUGCUCGUGGAAAUCCAGGACGUACAGCCAUCCCAAGACCAGCCGUGGGGGUUUACCGGAGUAUUUCAUCGCCAGAAUGGCGGAGGGUUCUUGGACGAGCUGUAUCCCGAGGCAGCAAAAGCAAUUUGGGAUUUCGAGGGCAUCUUUUGCUCUUCGCGUCACAUUCCCCAUGUCCGCUUUGCGGGACUGAUUCACCCCGGGAUCCUGGGAUGUGCCCCUUCCGCUGGGGUUCUGGCGGAAUGGAACCGUCGUGAAGGCGAAUUAAUUGCCGCCAAUACAUCGACCGAUCGGGUUGUUGCGCAGCCGCCAGAACCAAAAAGCUCUCAUGCCGGAGGUGCCGAUGGAGAUAUCAAGAGCAAAGUGGCCAAAGAAGGAGCCCGAACAAUCCCGGGUCGCCCCGAGCAUGGAGGCAACUGCGAUAUCAAGAAUCUCUCCCGCGGGUCCAAGAUCUAUCUGCCCGUUCAUGUCCCAGGCGCCAAGUUCUCCGUAGGAGACCUUCAUUUUUCGCAAGGAGACGGCGAGAUUUCAUUCUGCGGUGCCAUCGAGAUGGCGGGUGUGAUCACGCUGAAGUUUAAUGUCAUCAAAGCUGGCAUGGCGAAACUGGGCAUGAAGUCACCCAUCUUUCAGCCGGGUCCUGUCGAGCCGCAGUUCGGUCCGGGACGCUAUCUGACCUUUGAGGGGUUCUCGGUCGAUGAACACGGCAAACAACAUUAUCUGGAUACGACUGUUGCGUACAGACAGACCUGCCUGCGUGUCAUUGAGUACCUGCGGCGCUAUGGAUACAGCGAUUACCAGAUCUAUCUGCUGCUUAGUUGUGCGCCGGUGCAGGGCCAUAUUGCUGGGAUUGUAGAUAUCCCGAAUGCAUGCACUACACUUGGCGUGCCAAUGGAUAUCUUUGAUUUUGAUAUUCGGCCCGAGGCAGAGAUUGUCAAGAGGGAGAUGGGGAGCUGUGCCUUUGCAAGCUAG
This is a messenger RNA of Penicillium alfredii, 1236 nucleotides long. RefSeq names its product acetamidase/formamidase family protein. Gene Ontology annotation, molecular function: hydrolase activity, acting on carbon-nitrogen (but not peptide) bonds, in linear amides. The transcript has 5 exons. The record is from RefSeq and is a predicted model, not a curated record. The coding region runs from base 1 to 1236 and encodes 411 amino acids. NCBI's taxonomy places the organism in Eukaryota, Fungi, Ascomycota, Eurotiomycetes, Eurotiales, Aspergillaceae.